CUGCUCUCGGAUCGUUCAGCAGCUCUCUGCGUCUCUCUGCACUCGUCUUCUUUUGUUCUUCUUCUUCUCUUCAUCUCUUCUUCUCUUCGUUCUGCUUUCAUCCUUCAGUCGACAACGUCAGUGGAAGGUUUCAAUCCCCUUUGAUAUUCAGGUUAAUCUGAUUAUGAAGAUUUCUUCUGAGACACCUCUUUGUCAAUGACAGCCAAGAUGGAGACUCCUUUCUACCAUGACGACUCCCCCUCCGUCCCUGGCUUUAGCCAGAUCGCAGAAUACGAGCGUUACCCAGGAAACAAGAUGCUGAUGAGUAAGAAGGCCAUGUCAGUGACAGGCACUCAUCACUACAGUGGUGGUGGUGGUCCAGCAGGAGGGAGGGGCGGAAACCCAAACAACCUGGGACUCGCUGGCAACGGCUCACUGAUGACAUCAGCAGCACCAUCGGCGGACAUGAACCUGCUGAAGCUGGCUUCCCCAGACCUCGAGCAUCUGAUUAUCCAGUCCAACCAGGGACUGGUCACCACCAGCCCUGUGUCCACCUCCACCAACCCCUUCAUUUACCGCAACCAGGCCACCAACGAACAAGAAGGUUUUGCUGAUGGAUUUGUCAAAGCACUCGCCGACCUUCACAAGCAGAACCAGCUGGUGGGAGGCAGCCCCAUGUCCCCGUCUUCAUCCUCUACUGUCUCCCUGCAGGCAUCCUACCAGAGGAACCUGAUGUCCGGUGGAGACAUGCCCGUCUACACCAACCUUAGCAGCUACAAUCCGGGCCAGAUGCCGUACUCCGGAGCACAGAUGACGUACAGUGGCCAUGGUGGGGGCGGAGCCCCUCAGCACCACGCUCGAGGCCUGGACACCCCUCAGACCGUCCCUGAGGUGCCUCACCCACCGGGUGAUCCCGCAUCCCCGCCUUCCCUCUCCCCCAUCGACCUGGAGACACAAGAGCGAAUCAAAGCAGAACGCAAGAAGCUCCGCAACCGCAUUGCUGCGUCAAAGUGCCGCAAGCGGAAGCUAGAGCGGAUCUCGCGGUUAGAGGAGAAGGUGAAGGUCCUGAAGAGCCAGAACUCGGACCUGGCCUCCACUGCUGCCAUGCUGAGGGAGCAGGUCACUCAGCUCAAACAGAAGGUCAUGAGUCACGUCACCAACGGCUGCCAGAUCGCUGUUGGAUCUGCCUCCGCCACCAAGUCUGGAGGAGGGAGAGGCACGGGCAGCGAGGACUCCAGCUGCUGAGGAGGUGGGGUAUCAGGAGAAAUGACGGCGUGAAAAGAGGCCAAGGGUUUACUUCUGUGCUUUUGGCAUUUCGCUCACACUCUCGGUCAGAGUGAGCAGAGAUUGAGGUGUCAACAACACCUCAAAAGGACAGAUAGAUGAUGAACGGGAUUUAUGUAGCCCCGUAAACCCCUGUCGUCAGCCAGCUUAGAGGAGAGAAAGGAGACAGAAGGAGGGAUAAAUCCCUGAUAUGAGCGAAGUACACGUUUGGACAAUUUGAAUUUUUGAACUUUAUUUUUUAAGAACAGAUGGUGACUGAUUUAAUUUGAAAAGACUGUUGAGAAGCAGGGUUUCACACUCUAAGAGGUGUGUGUGAACAGACCUGACACAUUCAUUUGAACAUAUAUUUAUGGGUAGAUUUUUAAGUUUCCAGCGUAAGAGGUUUAGUAUGGGUUGAACAUUACAUGACUGUAUUCUUUAACCUCAGAUGUCAUGACAUCUCAGUAAAUAAACUGCACUUGAAAAUGAUUUUUGACAAAUGAUUUUUUGCACUUCUAAGAAAAACAUUGAGUAACAUGUUACACAUGUUAAAAUAAACAUUUUAAUAGUAUGAAGUUUAUCUUUUACUGUUUGAAACAGAAGUGAGAAGAUUGCUAUAUAAGGCAUAUACUUCAUGCUGAAAUCGCUGAUGUAAUUUAUGUGGAAAACAGUACAAUAUUACUUUUAGUUACAGAGUGAGGUCUGUUAAUUGAAUUUUCUUGUCAUGAUUUACAGUAAUCAUGUUUUCAAAGAGACAGUGUCACACAUGUUUUUUUCCUCCUCCUAAUCUGAUUUCUGUAACUUUUUAGUUUCUGUGUUCUGUGUUAACACAGAUAAAGGAGCAUCGCUUGAGAAAAAAUGUCUUCACUUUCACUGUUUUUACUGUAACUCUUCAUGGUAACUGAAAAAUGUAUGUAAUGUGAUUACUACAAUCCCUUUACAUGUGUGUAACUAUAGUCAGCUGCGGUUGCUAAUAAUCCAGUGACUUCAUAUUUUUUAACUGUGUUUCUGUGUUUUCUGUCUGUUGCUGCUGGAAGUUCAAAACUCAAAGUUACAUUGUACAGGAAACAGAGCUGAAGGCCCAUCUUUCUGUUUUUUUGCGGCUGUCAGAUGGUGGAAACUUUUCUCACUGCCUCUGGAUCUUUCAGGAAGCAGGAUUGAAGGAAAGGUCAAAUUCAGAUCUGUCACCGAAGAUGGUUUAACUUUGGAAAAUGAUGUGUGCAAAACUGACUCAUAUUUACUUUGAAUUAACGAGAGUGUUGAUCUCGCUGUUUAAAAAUCAGGUCAUUUUUUUUACUUUUCAACUAGCGGAAUACAUCCUGAUUUAGGGAAAGAAUUUUUAAAAAUAGUUAACUUGUGUUUCACUGAUUGUUGACUUUAAUAUUUUCUACAGCAGCAGAAAUAUUAUUGGACAUAACUGAAAAUGAAAACUCAGAUGAAGUGUUUCAUGUCUCAUUUAUUAUCUAUUCAUUACAACAUUGUGCAAAUAAGAAAUAACUAUUGAAUAAUGUUUAUUAUUUUUUA
Chelmon rostratus (copperband butterflyfish) is the source of this 2766-nucleotide messenger RNA. It is a transcript of the gene june, whose product is annotated as JunE proto-oncogene, AP-1 transcription factor subunit. Gene Ontology annotation, biological process: regulation of cell cycle; regulation of transcription by RNA polymerase II; regulation of cell population proliferation. Gene Ontology annotation, molecular function: RNA polymerase II cis-regulatory region sequence-specific DNA binding; DNA-binding transcription factor activity, RNA polymerase II-specific; transcription factor binding. The transcript is spliced from 2 exons. Bases 196 to 1224 code for a protein of 342 amino acids. The record is from RefSeq and is a predicted model, not a curated record. Gene Ontology annotation, cellular component: transcription regulator complex. NCBI's taxonomy places the organism in Eukaryota, Metazoa, Chordata, Actinopteri, Chaetodontiformes, Chaetodontidae.